Molecule: messenger RNA, 3364 nt
Organism: Poecilia reticulata (guppy)
Lineage: Eukaryota; Metazoa; Chordata; Actinopteri; Cyprinodontiformes; Poeciliidae
Source: RefSeq, a predicted model, not a curated record
UAUUUGAGUUUAUUUUAUUAAAUGCAUGUCAUUCGCAUUUCGUAAUUUGUUGCGUUUGACAGUACAGGAGGGAUAAGCAGCGUCCAGCCAGCUGCACGGAUUGAGCAACGUAGUGCAGCGAGUUGAGCCGCCCGCCCGCCUGCCUGCCUGCUGGAGAGAAUCCAUCACAGAAACAAACCGCCCCCUCCCACUCGAACGCCCCCGCUUCAGAUGGAACUCAAAAUACAUAAAGCCUCCAUGUUGCACAGGGAAUGUCGGGCCACCAGAUGUGAAACGCUGCUUAAAAAGUGCAUGUCUCCCUUUUAAGACGCCGAGCCACUUGUGAGUAAUUCAUGUUUGUUUUUUUUGGACGGGCAGAAGGAGCUUCGGAGUGUUUUUAGCGCUGUUCCAGACACGGACGGCCUCGCAUUGGAUAUUCGGAGCUAACUGGCUAACCCCAAAGCUGCUUCCCCACUUUACUUAGUUUGUAGUUUAAGGUCGGUUUUUAGUUUUCCUGUUUCUUCUUCUUCUUCUUUUUUUUUUUUUUUAGACAGAGACAUUGCCGAAGCUGCUUAUAAGCACUAGCUCAAAACGAUUUUUUUUUUCGGACAGCCAUAGAUGACAGCCUCCAAACAGCACCGUGCUAGCUGGCUGGCUCCCACCGCUGCCACAACGCUUCGCCUCAGACGGUUUCCUGGCUUUGUGGCCAAGCUGCUCGCCCUCGGCGUCAACUGCUAGCUUAGUGGAGCUAGCAGACGAAGCAAGCGCGUUACCACGAAUAACAUUGUUGCAAAACGAACCAAGGAUAAACACCCGCCUCAAUGGACCACAUGUCCAUAAUAACCCAAGUUUCCAAYCCGAAGGAGGAGGAAAUAAUCUCUUUUAACCAAGAAAAAGCAUCCCAGUCGAACAGCGGCCUGAAGAAGCAGAGGAACCGAAGCAUAUUCUCCACACUCUUUUGUUGCUUUCGCAACUACAAUGCGGAGCCACCAGCCACCAACAGCACUCUGCCUCCACCUGUUGAGGAGAACGGAUCGCCUCCCAAGUGUGACCAGGUCGAGGUCAUCCCUGUCCCUAGUCCGCCAGCCAAAUACCUCCUACCAGAGAUGAAAAUAUCUGACUAUGGUAGAAAGUGUGUGGUGAUAGACUUGGAUGAAACACUCGUGCACAGCUCAUUUAAGCCCAUCAGUAACGCUGAUUUUAUUGUACCGGUGGAGAUCGAUGGUACCGUUCAUCAGGUGUACGUGCUGAAAAGGCCCCAUGUGGACGAGUUCCUCCAGAAGAUGGGAGAGUUGUUCGAAUGUGUGCUCUUCACAGCCAGUCUCGCUAAGUAUGCAGACCCUGUGGCCGACCUGCUGGACCAGUGGGGCGUUUUUCGAGCGCGGCUCUUCAGAGAGUCCUGCGUGUUUCACAGAGGGAACUACGUCAAAGACCUCAGUCGGCUGGGGCGGGAGCUCAACAACGUUAUUAUUGUCGACAAUUCACCCGCGUCCUAUAUUUUCCAUCCAGAAAAUGCUGUCCCAGUUCAGUCCUGGUUUGACGACAUGAAUGACACAGAACUCCUGGAUCUGCUGCCUUUUUUCGAGGGACUCAGCAAAGAAGACGAGGUUUACGGGGUCCUGCAAAACUUCCGGAGCAGGUAGCAGGACACGCCACCCUCCGCUUCCUCCUCUCUGUCGGUCRCUCUCUGUCCCUUUCUCCGGCCCGUCGUCUCCGGCCCCUGGACAACGACUCUACGGCAACGCGUCACUGUGGAAACCCUCUCUCUCCCUCUCCCUUUCUGUCUCUCCUCCUGAUGACUGGCUGCCUUCCGAGUGCCAUCAGAAAAACAAACUUAAAACCCUUUAUUACCCCAGGACCACUGUGUCUCACAGAAAGCGGACAGAGCGGAGGACAAAAUACUAAGAGGAACGAACUCUGGUCUUUAUUUUCAAAUCGCAGACUUUUACUAUUCAGUAAAGUGCUAAUUUUUAAAACCAAAAGCAAAAGACAAAAAAAAGAGAAAAAAAAUCAACUUUCCAUCUUUAGACUCUUUUUGUGGUACCACACAAAAGCCUGGAAACUAUUUUGUCCUCAUAUUGUUGCUAUGCAGGCAGUUUCUGGUAGUAGAAAGGACUGUGACUCUUUUCUUACUGAAUGAAGUGCCUUGUAUGAAUGUCGUUUAUAUGGGGAGUCGUUUUCUACAUGGCAGAAUAUGCUUUAAAGUGGACACAAAAGCAUCUUUAUCUAAGGUUGUACUUUGCUGUUUUUUUUUUUUUCGAUCAUCAGCUGGGUAUUUCUCGUAGUAUUUUUUUUCUGUAUGCUUGUGCCAUUAUAUAGAUGUGACUUUUUCUUUCAACUUUUAUUAUUUGUAGAGCUAGCUCUUUUUGUUUUAGGAGAACACUUGCAGAACAUCAACCCUCCACCUGCAAGCUGUUUUUCUUUUUUCUUUUUUUUUUUUCAUCAUUUGAUCUGAAAGCUCAGAUAAACUGUGCCAUUCGUUCAUUUCUCUCUCACAUUAUUUCCCAUAUUGCAUUUUAUUAUUUGCCAAAAUGAGGAAAUGCGUUUCAACACGCUUCAUAUCUUUGCCAGAAUUUGAGUAGACCAUUACUAAAUAUAGCAUUAUAGUUAAUUUUUUGUGUGUUGAGAUGAUCUGUCAUGUUUAUCCGAUGGCUAACUCUUUUAUGUGCAUUUUUGUUUUUUGUCUGAAAGAGUCUGGGGGUUAUUGCAGCAAAAUGGUCCAAGUGCCAUGUUCUUUUUUUAUUUUUUAUUUUUUUUAUUUUUUUGUCGGACUCAAGGAGCUUUAGGAAAAGUUUGUUUAAAAAUCACACUUUCAUCCUGAUUUACGAGCGAUCGUGGCCUGKCCUUAUCCAGCCCUGGUGUAAAAACCAGCAAAGACCAUAUUUGAUGUUUAUCUUCCCAGACUUUUUCUUUUUAAAGAGAAAAAAAAAAACACUUCUUCACCUCAGUGCCUAUGUUUGAGAGGAGCCCAGCAAAACCGAAUGCUGCAACAUUAGCUACGAUGGCAAUAACCUUUUUUUUUUUUCUUCUUGUUUUCUUGUUCUUUCCUGUCCCAAUAUGUUAGUCGUUUCUAAGAGCACUUGACAAAUCUCGGCAGUGGAGGUAUGACUGCGACACGAUUUGAUGAAAGACAACCUUUUUAUUUUUUUUUAAAUCGGAUUUUAAAGUGCUGGAACAGUUUUGAAUGUUGCAGCACGGGUGAUUCCAGUGAACAGGUCGACUACAUCGCCAUGUAUACCAGUUUUCAUCGAGGCAGACUGUGAAAAGGAUGCCACACUGAGGGGAGGGGAUCUUCAGUCCUGGUCCAGGUUGAAAUGAAACACUACCAGGGGAAUGAAACUGAAAAAAAAAAUGAAAGGGAAAAAAAAAAAAGGGGGGGACUGUG